AUGCUCCGCCGCAAGCCCACCGCGCUGGCCGUCACCGGCGAAGACAUCGCCCCCUUUGAAGAAAAAGUGCUCCGCCUCCUCGCGUACGACAGAUACUUGACGACGGGGGAGGAUCCGGACGGUCUGUUCCGCAACAACAACGACGACGAGGACGACGCCAACGGCGGGCAUGAUCCUGACGGGACGACGAGCGACGGCGGCGGCGAUGCUGCGGGGACCAAAAAGAAAGCGGGGGUCAAAGAACACAACCCCAGCGACGAGCUCAAGCCGUUGCCAGGGGACAAAGCGCGGAUCGUGAGGAGUCGCGAGGAGCGGAUUAUGGGCGGCGGCGGCGGCAGUGGUGGUGCAGGGGCGCGGUGA
Messenger RNA from Cladophialophora bantiana CBS 173.52, 360 nucleotides. RefSeq lists its product as uncharacterized. The record is from RefSeq and is a predicted model, not a curated record. The transcript has a single exon. NCBI's taxonomy places the organism in Eukaryota, Fungi, Ascomycota, Eurotiomycetes, Chaetothyriales, Herpotrichiellaceae. Gene Ontology annotation, biological process: anaphase-promoting complex-dependent catabolic process. Gene Ontology annotation, cellular component: anaphase-promoting complex. The coding region runs from base 1 to 360 and encodes 119 amino acids.